Chelonus insularis is the source of this 1678-nucleotide messenger RNA. RefSeq names its product acidic mammalian chitinase-like. The coding region runs from base 55 to 1221 and encodes 388 amino acids. Gene Ontology annotation, molecular function: chitinase activity; chitin binding. Gene Ontology annotation, biological process: carbohydrate metabolic process; chitin catabolic process. NCBI's taxonomy places the organism in Eukaryota, Metazoa, Arthropoda, Insecta, Hymenoptera, Braconidae. The transcript is spliced from 4 exons. Gene Ontology annotation, cellular component: extracellular region. The record is from RefSeq and is a predicted model, not a curated record.
GAACAUUCGUAACCAUCGUAGAAGAUUCGAAAAAAUUAUCAAACUACAUAUAAAAUGCGGUUCAUAAUUUUUUGUGCUGCAAUCAGCUUGGUUUUAACUAUUACUGCUGCUUCUUCAAAAAAAAUUGUUUGUUAUUUCGGUGCUUGGUCUGUGUAUCGUCCAGGGAAUGGAAAAUUCGACAUCAAUGAAAUCGAUCCAACACUUUGUACUCAUUUAAUUUAUGCAUUCGUUGGCGUUGAUGGAAAGGAAGUCAAAGUUCUAGACCCCUGGAGCGAUCUCCCAGGGAACUUAGAUGGUUUUGGAAAAUUUGUCCGCCUUCGACAGCAAAAUCCAUCCCUUAAAGUCAUGGUUGCUGUGGGUGGAUGGAAUGCUGGUUCGGUUCCAUUCUCACAAAUGGCAGGUAAUCGAGCCCAAAGACAAACUUUUGCCCAGAACGUAGUUAAGUUCCUCGAACAUUACCAGUUUGAUGGGUUAGAUAUUGAUUGGGAAUAUCCUGCUCAACGAGGUGGAUCUAAAGAAGAUAUAAAAAAUUAUGUCAAACUUGCUAGAGUAUUGAAAAAAGAAUUUUCUCAGCAUGGCUAUCUUUUGAGUGCUGCAGUAGCAGCACCAGAGUCUUCAGCAUCACAAUCUUACAACAUAGCUGAAAUGAGUAAAUAUUUAGAUUUCAUUAAUCUUAUGGAGUAUGAUUUUCAUGGCCCCUGGGACGGUCAUACAGGAAUGAAUGCACCUCUUUCUGCUUCAUCGAGUGACUCCGGGAAUGAAUUAAAAUUGAAUAUUAAAGCUUCAAUAGAUUAUUGGGUGAAGAAUGGAGCUCCAAAAGAGAAGCUUAUUUUAGGAAUUCCAGCAUACGGAAAAAGUUUCACACUUUCAAAUCCUAGUAAUAAAGGUAUUGGGGCUCCAGUUUCAUCACCAGGAACAGCUGGUCCUUAUACCCGAGAAGCUGGGAUGCUCGGAUACAAUGAAAUCUGUGAAAUGCAUAAAGCAAACGAUUGGGAAAUUCAUCAGGACAAUGAGAGAGGUGUUCCUUAUGCUGUAAAAGGAAAUCAAUGGGUCUCAUUUGAUAAUAUUCCUGCUGUUAUUGCCAAAGCUGAAUUUGUUAAACAAGAAGGUUUAGGUGGUGCUAUGAUCUGGAGUAUAGAAACCGAUGAUUUCAAAGGAAUUUGUGGUAAAAAAUAUCCAAUAUUGAGAGCCUUAAACUCUGUUCUAGGCCGUGGGGUCUAAAAAUUCUAGAUUUCCAGUUUCAACGAAAGUGUAAUAUAAAUUUAGUUAAAGUGCGAAAAUUUCGUUACGUUUUGUUGCCAAUGAUUAACAUCUUCUGAUUUAUUUUAGUUUCAUCCUCUGUAAUGACGAAAAUUAAAUACAGUAUAACCCUUUUUAUUGCGUAGCUCCUCAUAGGCAAAAACCUGCCUACAGCAAGAAAAUCAACCUUGCUCUAGGAAGGUUUCUGGCUCCUACUGAAAUGUACUAUAAGCCGAUCACACAACAGAUUAUUACGGGCCACCUUCGCUCAAUUCAUGAGGUUCUCUUGCCCAACAAGAUUUUCUAUAGAGAGGUUUUACUGUAGUAUGCAAUGAGAUAUAUAUGCUUCAAGUGAAAUACCAUUGAAUUAACUAAUAAAUUGAUAAUUGUUUGAUUUGUUCAAAAUCGUAUAACGGAAUAAAACUAACUAUAAUCAUAA